GUCAUUUUGUAUUUUGUGGUUUGUUUUUAUUUUUCAACUCCUGAAAUCUCUAUGUAAGUUCCAAGUAUUUUGCUGACCAUUGAGCUGCAGAUAACUGGAACUAUAUUAUUUAGAACAAAUAUUACUUAAAAAGAUUUCUCACGGAAAAGUAUGAAUAGCUCUAUUAGUACCUCAAACAAUUGUGCAAGUCUAUUUUUCAUGUUCACCCUCAUUCCAAAUUUCAAUCUUCAAUGCGUUCCUCUGUAAGUUAUAUUUUAUCCACAAGCGUUAACGAGCCGAAUAUGUCACAUCCGGACUAUGACCAAAUAUCCCAUGAUCACGCCGCCCUACUUGUGCUUGUUAAACACAUUGGAGCCCAACUGAAGCCCAAAACUUUUUCAAAAUUCUAUGAUCGCAUCGCCAAACUGAGUCAAGUGAAAAUAACGGAUUCCUCCGGGCAAGUGCGUACCAUAUUUGUAAGAUACAUUAAAGAACACCCAGUUGAGAACAGUGACUGGGGUGAUUUUCAGACUCACAGAAGACUUAUAGGAUUAAUAUCCUUAGGGAAGUAUGAUUCCCAAACUGAACUUAAUGAAGUAUGCAGAGUGCAUGAAAGUCUAAAGGUAAAGUACAAUAAUACUCUUUACGACUCAAGAAGUAUUUUAUUUGGACCUACUAAGGAGGUUGAAUCACCUACAAGCCCUAUUGAUAAAUCCAGUAGCUCUGAAGAGAGUGAAGCCAUUAAAAGUGAGGUUAAUGUAGAAAAAUUUACUACCCCAAGCAAUUUUAAAACAAGAGCACUAUUUUACGAUGAAAAUUCUCCUUGUGCAGACCUGGAGAAUCAAAUAGUUGAAUUUAUUAAUUCACUGUUUUGGGUCUUAGAGUCCAAAAGACAAGAUAGAUCUAGGGAAAAACUAGAGCGAGUAUCAUCAUUACUACUUGCUCCCUUUGAAAAAAAAGAUUUUGUUGGUCUUGACAUGGAAUCUAGGCAAAAUAAGAAAAGAUGCACAGGAAGAAUGACCAAACAUCUAGGGGAUCUUUGCCUGCAAGCAGGUUUAGUAGCAGAGAGUUUACAAUAUUAUACAACUGCUGCAGAAACUCUUAAAAGUGUAAAUGAUUGGUUGUGGCUUGGUGCUGCAUAUGAGGGCCUCUGUACUGCGUCUGCCCUUGUAUUAUACCCCAAUAUGCAAAGAACUGAAAACUUUCAACGCAUAGGCAGUCUACCAGAGGGAUCCCCAAAAAAACCCACUCAAGAAACCCAGAGCAGUAACAUUCCAGUAAAAAAAACAGUACCAAAUGUUCUAGCACCAGAUGAAAUUUGCAAAAGAUAUAGAGAAGCCAUAAUACAUUUUAGUAAAUACCAGAAUGCAGGAAUUGUAGAGACUGAGGCUAGUUUUAAAGCUGCACGGAUAGCAGUGGAGCAAAAUCAUGCACUACAAGCAGCUGGAUUUUUACAGAAUGUGGUAUAUAUAAAUUUGGCCCUUUCAGAACAGGAGAAGAUUCAGAGGUUUGAAAAUUUAGCCCAGUUAUAUACUCAAAUUGGUUUUAAUAGGAAGGCAGCCUUUUGUUUAAGAUUAGCUGCAACUAGAUAUGUAUCUUCUCAAAAUCCAAACCCGAACUGGAACAAAUGUUAUUCCCUGAUGUUACAAAGUUUGCCUGGCCACAAGCUUAUUUUAGAUCCCGUUGAAAUGAUUGAGGCUGACCAGGGCUGGCCAACAUUGCAAAUUCAAAUUUUGCAGGAUCUAGUCGUAGCGGCAAAACGAGCUGGUCAUUCAGCACUAGCGACCCGUCACAUGACGUUCUUACUCCAAACCAUGUGGCCUCAUUUAAGUUCCACAGAGCAAAAAGAGCUGGCCAUACAGCUACAGAGCUUAUCAGUACAAUGCGAGGGUUCUCCUGUUCCUUUGGUACUGGAAUCGGGAGUUGUUGUGCCUCCGGCGAAUUUAACAGACAUUCCCAAAUGUUGUGGAUUUAUUUUGAAUGACUUGAAUCCACAUUUGAGACCUAGAGUGAUUAAAAAAGAGAAGGAAGAUACUGGGCCAUUCUUGUUUACUCCCAUACAUUUUGGCAGUUUGGAUAGAAAAACUAGGGAUAAGGCUGAUCCUAAAAUGGAAUUCUUGUGGGUAGAAAACGAAGUGUGCGAAGUAUCUUUAAAAUUAGUAAACCCGUUGCCAUUUGAAUUGAAAGUUUCAAACAUGCGGCUGUUAACAUCUGGAGUGGUUUUUGAGUCUGCUCCGGAAACUGUUACUUUAUUACCUGAUAUGGUGACUUCUCUCACGUUGAGCGGAUGGGCACGUGAAAGUGGUGAAUUAGAAAUAACUGGAUACAGUACUCAUGCCUUAGGUGUUAAAUCUAAUUGUCGUUUGAAGUAUAUGAGUGGAAAUUUUCCACCACAAUAUAAGAUUGAUGUCAUACCAAGUUUGCCAAUCUUGCAGGUUUCCACAUCUCUCCCUCAAAGUGCAUCAUUUUCAAACUUUCACGACGAUAGUAUAGUAACAUCCGCCAGCCUGAGCUUAUUCCAUGGCGAGAGCUCCCAAUGUACAAUUACAUUAAAUAACACCAGCCAAAUACCGGUGGAAAUGCUCGAGGUGACCGUUAACAGUAUUCUGGACCAGUCGUUACAGAACGAGAUAUUUUUUAUCGAUCAGGAACAAGUUAAUUUAAUUUUACCUCUUUUGCCUGGACAAACUGCAUCCUUUGAAGUGAAGAUAUAUGCAGCCGCAAACUUUUUAGCACCAAAUAUGCCGGUAUCACCUAGUAUCCCGCCAGAUUUGAAUAGUGGGAUGUUUAGUAGUUUGAGCAACUCUUUGCCUGGAAAUUCAUCGUUUUCCAGAGUAACCUCCAGCUUUAGAUCUUCAAAUUCUGGUCAGUCCAGUUUGGCAGGCGGAUUAAGUGCUCUAUUUCAGCAACCGCCGAUGACGUCUUCGGUAGAAGCUCAACUGAAAAUAAGGUAUAGUGGAGGUCCAGGGCUACAAUCAGAACAUUGUAGAACUAGUACAGUGUUCUUUAUGGUAGAAUUAAUACCAUCUCUUCAUGUUACUAAUUGGGAUGUAUUACCAGCAGAAAAGAACUCCCAAUUUUAUCUCGUGCUAGACGUGGCGAAUCUGACCAAUCAAGAAAUGGAGUUGGAAUAUACAACUAAUAAACAUAUGCUGAUCGAAGGCCAAGAAAGUUGCAGAGUACCGGUGCCUGUUAAUAGAUGUCCUUUGUCAAAGUUGUCCGAUUUUUAUGAGGAACCGGACAAAUCUAAAAAUCUCACUAAUAUAAAUCGGAUCUGUUCGGAGCAUAUUGCCGAUUUAGUGAAACUUAAAUGGAUGCUUAAUGCCACUGAUUCUGUUGGUAUUGCAUCACUUAAAGGUAUCACCUUAAACAGUAGAAUGUUGGAUAUUGUUAGGAUGUCGCCUUUGGAAUGGGACGUAAAAAUCAACGGAGAUCCCUUCAGAGCCCAAGAAGAUAUCUCAUGUGAAGCCGGCGAUUGUAUGGAACUUCAAAUGUCUAUCGCAAACAGUCUUGAUGCCUCUUUAAAAGAACUUACCUUAUCAGUUCAAUUUUACCAAGAUUAUAAUAAUGGCACUCUAAAUUAUAGAAUGGAUACAAGAUUGGCCAUAUCUGGAGCGUCAAAAAAAAUUUUAUCAUCGCUUGAGCCGAAAAAUGUAGCAAGCCAUAAGUGUAACGUCGUGUUUUUCACUCCGGGACUAUAUAAAGUGGAUAUUCAGUGUUAUACACCUGACAGUAGUAAUUCUAGUACCGCACCUUUAGUUAGUACCGGUCAUAUUUGGAGGUUUACUCCCCCUAUUGCAAUACAAGUAAGAUAAACUCGUUUAUUGUUACGUAAUGCCAUUUUUGUUAUUUAUUUGUAAGUCAAAAUACGUAUAAGAAGAAAUAAAAAAAUUCAAAGUUA
Molecule: messenger RNA, 3880 nt
Organism: Anthonomus grandis grandis
Lineage: Eukaryota; Metazoa; Arthropoda; Insecta; Coleoptera; Curculionidae
Gene: brun
Product: protein brunelleschi
Exons: 13
Coding region: 231-3794 (1187 amino acids)
Cellular component (GO): trans-Golgi network
Source: RefSeq, a predicted model, not a curated record